Messenger RNA from Thamnophis elegans (Western terrestrial garter snake), 6082 nucleotides. RefSeq names its product mannosidase alpha class 2A member 1 (gene MAN2A1). The record is from RefSeq and is a predicted model, not a curated record. The transcript has 23 exons. Gene Ontology annotation, molecular function: alpha-mannosidase activity; carbohydrate binding. NCBI's taxonomy places the organism in Eukaryota, Metazoa, Chordata, Lepidosauria, Squamata, Natricidae. Gene Ontology annotation, biological process: protein deglycosylation; N-glycan processing; mannose metabolic process. Gene Ontology annotation, cellular component: Golgi membrane. Bases 208 to 3672 code for a protein of 1154 amino acids.
CGCUGCUUCUCGCUUCUUGCCGCCAGUCCUGCUCCGGGGAGGCGAGCGAAGCUGGCGCGGACGGGGUUUCGGUAGUGUCGCAAGCCCGGGCGGGUUUCCCUCUGCCGGGCCCCUCUCUAUCCGCUCCGGCGAAGCGCGAGUAGCGUCCGCACCCCUUUCCGGAAAUUCCCGGGCGGAUUUUACAACGGGCUCUUUUCGAGGUCGAGGAUGGCGAUGAAGCUGAGCCGGCAGUUUACGAUAUUCGGCAGCGCGAUCUUCUGCGUGGUGAUCUUCUCCCUCUACCUGAUGUUGGAUCGGAGCCACUUGGACAACCCCAAGAAUCAACGCCGGGAAGGCUCCUUCCCCCAGGGUCAGCUUUCAAUACUGCAAGAGAAAAUAGACCACUUGGAACGGUUGCUGGCAGAAAACAAUGAAAUUAUUUCAAACAUAAGAGAUUCUGUGAUCAAUCUGAGUGAAUCUGUCAAAGAUGGACAACAUAAUCCAGAAGUGUUAAACUUUAAUCAAAGAAAUUUUUCAGAAGUAUUGCCUCUUGCCACUGCAUAUCUUUCAAUUGAGCCUGAAGAUUGUCAGUUUGCUUCAAAAAUUGGAAGUCAAGCUUCAGAUGUUCAAAUGCUGAAAGUCUAUGACAUUCUUCCUUUUGAUAAUCCAGAUGGUGGAGUUUGGAAGCAAGGGUUUGACAUCACUUAUGAUGAACAUGAGUGGGAUGAUAAACCUCUUCAAGUUUUUGUUGUACCUCAUUCACAUAAUGAUCCAGGUUGGCUGAAGACAUUUGAUGACUAUUUCAGAGAUCAGACACAACACAUUCUCAAUAACAUGGUUCUUAAACUUCAAGAAGAUAAAGGAAGGAAAUUUAUGUGGUCUGAAAUUUCUUAUUUUUCAAAGUGGUGGGAUGGAAUAGAUAGUCAGAAGAAGGAUGCUGUGAAAAGGUUAAUAGAAGAUGGCCAAUUUGAAAUUGUAACAGGAGGUUGGGUCAUGCCUGAUGAAGCUUCUGCUCAUUAUUUUGCUUUAAUUGACCAGUUGAUAGAAGGACACCAGUGGCUAGAGAAAGCUGUAGGAGUAAAGCCAAAAUCUGGUUGGGCAGUUGAUCCAUUUGGACAUUCACCAACUAUGACUUAUCUUCUAAAACGUGCUGGAUUUUCCAAUAUGCUAAUACAGAGAGUUCAUUAUUCAGUUAAAAAAUAUCUUGCAACCCAGAAGGCACUAGAAUUUUUUUGGAGACAGAAUUGGGAUUCGGGAUCUGAUACAGAUAUUCUCUGCCACAUGAUGCCUUUCUAUAGCUAUGAUGUUCCUCACACUUGUGGGCCAGAUCCUAAAAUCUGCUGCCAGUUUGAUUUUAAGCGACUUCCUGGGGGAAGAGUUAGUUGCCCCUGGAGAGUUCCGCCAGAAGCUAUUCAUUCCGGAAAUGUUCAGCACAGGGCUUGGAUGAUUUUAGAUCAAUACAGAAAGAAGUCAAAGCUUUUUCGUACCAAUAUUUUAUUGGCUCCACUAGGAGAUGAUUUUCGCUAUAGUGAAAGUUCGGAAUGGGAUCAGCAAUAUCAGAAUUAUCAGAAGUUGUUUGAUUAUAUGAAUUCUCAUCCAGAGUUCCAUGUCAAGGCUCAGUUUGGAACACUAUCAGAUUAUUUUGAGGCACUGCAUAAAGCUGGCAAAUUGGAUGGAAAGAGCGGUAAUUCAGUGUUCCCUGUUUUGAGUGGAGAUUUCUUCACCUAUGCAGACAGAGAUCAUCAUUAUUGGAGUGGAUAUUUUACAUCACGACCAUUCUACAAGCGCUUUGAUAGAAUUCUAGAAUCAUAUUUAAGAACUGCAGAAAUUCUAUAUUCUUUGGCUGUGGUACAAUCCAAAAAGUUUGAGAAAACAAAAAUGUUUCCUUCAGUAGACUAUUAUAGAUUGCUGACAGAGGCGAGAAGAAAUCUGGGACUUUUUCAGCAUCAUGAUGCUAUCACAGGAACUUCAAAAGAUUGGGUGGUUGUAGAUUAUGGCACAAGGCUUUUUCAUUCAUUAAUGAACUUGAAGGAGAUCAUCACGGAAUCUGCUCACAUUCUUACUCUGAAGGACAAAGAAAUGUAUAGCUACAAUGCAGCAACACCAUUCUUUACAAUGGAUAUUACUCAGUCCUCGCAAGACUCUUUGCUACAUAAGACUGUCAUACAGCUGGGAAAACAGCCAAGGCACCUUUUGAUUUAUAAUCCUGUGGAACAAGAACGUUCAUCAGUGGUUUCACUCUAUGUGAAUACACCUAGAGUUAAAGUACUCUCUCCAUCUGGAAAAGCAGUUGUGGUCCAACUUAGUGCAGUAUGGGAUGGAACAUCUAAAAUAUCACAUGAUGCAUACCAGAUCUCUUUCUUGGCUCAAUUACCUCCUUUGGGUUUUGGAGUUUAUGAGCUUCUGGAGGGACUGAAUUCAGAAACUGCACUUGCUGAUUAUAAUCUGUAUCAUAAUGAUAAAGCUAAGUUAGUCAAGCCAUACAGAAUAUUUACUGUUAAAGAGGUACAGAAUGCUUUGGAUGAGAUCAUGUUAGAGAACCAUUACAUGAAAAUCUGGUUCUCAGGGAAUUCCGGACUUGUUGAGAAAGUAAAUACAAAAGAAGAUAAUAAAAAUUAUCGGGUAAAGUUGGACUUUGCUUGGUAUGGAACUACCAGUAACAGAGAUAAAAGUGGAGCUUAUCUCUUCUUGCCAGAUGGAGAGGCCAAGCCUUAUGUUUUUUCCGAUCCACCUAUCAUACGAGUGACACAUGGGAUAAUUUUUUCUGAAGUUACUACUUUUUUCAGUCAUGUGACACACACUGUACGACUUUAUAAAGUUCAUGGAUUAGAAGGUCAGUCUCUUGAGAUAUCCAAUAUUGUGGACAUAAGAGGAGAAUACAAUCGUGAGAUUGCAAUGAGAAUUUCAUCGGAUACAGAAAGCCAUAACAAAUUUUAUACUGACCUCAAUGGUUAUCAGAUUCAGCCUAGACAGACAAUGAGUAAAUUGCCUCUUCAAGCAAAUUUUUAUCCAAUGAGUACAAUGGCUUAUAUACAAGAUAGCAAGAUUCGCUUGACCCUUCAUUCUGCUCAGUCUCUUGGUGUUGCAAGUUUAAAAAGUGGCCAGUUAGAGGUUAUCAUGGAUCGUCGACUUAUGCAAGAUGAUAAUAGAGGUUUAGGGCAAGGUGUACAGGACAACAAAAUAACAGCUAAUCUGUUUCGAGUUCUGCUGGAGAAAAGAAAUGAAGUAAAUAUGAAAGAAGAACAGUCACCUGUCAGCUACCCUUCUAUACUCAGUCACAUAACAUCAUCUUUUAUAAAUCAUCCUGUGAUUCCAAUGAUUACUUCUGCAGGCAGCUUUAGCCCUUCACUGUUGAAUACUUUUUCUCCUUUAAUUUCAUCUAUGCCAUGUGAUAUGCAUAUAGUUAACCUGAGGACAAUACAGUCAAAGACAGAUUCAGGGCCAUCUGAAGAAGCUGCCUUGAUUUUUCACAGAAAGGGUUUUGAUUGUAGAUUUGCAAACACAGACUUAGGGCUCCUUUGUUCCACCACUCAGGGAAAGUUAAGGGUGUACAAACUCUUUAACAAAUUCCAUGUGGAAAGUCUAAUACCUGCGUCCCUGUCUUUGAUGCAUUCAUCUCCAGAUGCCAGAAAUAUCAGUGAGAUUAAUAUGAAUCCUAUGGAAAUUAACACAUACAGAAUUCAAUUGAGAUGAAACCUGAUGUUUGGACUUGGAUACUAAAGAAGAAUAUACAAUUCUGUGUCUUCUCAAAGAUUGAUGUGCAAUAAAAAGCACAUUUUAAUUCCAGCUUCUAGAUACUGUGACAAUGCAUUCAUUUUAGAAUCUAUUUGAUCUUAAAUGCCAUAAAAGCCAUGAUGCAAACAGUUUUUCUUAUUCUCUAAUAAAAUGCCAACACCAGUAUACAUGAAUACAAAAACUGAGGGAGAAACAAAGGAUAUUAUCUCUCAUCAACAAAAUGAAUCUCAGGUUAAAUAUUAGCUUAUGAUUUCUAAGUUCAUAAUUUGUACCUGAAAGGGAGCUAACACUGAAUUUAAAUUGUUUUCUGAUCCCUAGCUGACUCUUAAAUAUAUACAUUGUUGAAAUCACAGUUUGAGAUUGAACCUGAAAAUUCUCUGGUGAAGCUAUUGUCCAAAUACUUGUAAAGACUUCUAUAAAUUAUUUCAGCUCAAGGAGUCUGCAUUUAUCCCACUCUAUCUAACUCUAGAGUGAAAUCCAAGAACCUUUGAAAAAUGUGGAAGAUUUUAAUAUUAGCCAACCAUCUUGAACUGUGGAACUUAAUUCUGGAAUUAUAAAUCUUUUUUGGAAAAUACGUUAAAUCUGUUCUGUUACUUGACACAUUGGGAUACGUGCAAUUACUCCAGAAUACAGAAUAAGGAAGAUGGAAGUCUGAGUACAAGUUUUUUUUACUGAAUACUUGGAUACUAAUGCUCUCUGAAUUGUGUUUUCUAUUUCAAUUUAACCUUAUCAAAAUAAAUGUGCCUUAUUUUUUGUAUAAGUGUUGUUACUUUUUAUGUGUCCAUACAAGAAACAGGACAAAGUGGAGUUAACAGUUAAAAGAAACUGUACCUUUUAUUUGACAGUAACAGCCACAUUCUGAUCUACUGCAGCCUAUGUGAUCUAAUGGUGCUCUGAACACUAUGAAUGUAGAAAAAUAAGCUUAUAAAACAAACACAUGAAUAAAAGAUUAAAAAUAAUCAUUUGCUGGCAAAUAAAUAUUUGAAGGCUGGCAGAAAUUUGUCAUGUGCAUUACAACAUCAUGUGCCUCUUUAAAAUACUGUUGUACAAACUCAGUAUUUAUGGUUAUGUAGCCAAUUUAGUUUCUUUGCAUCAAGCAUUUUUUGUUAAGUUCUUGAAGCCAUUUGGCUUUAACAUUUUCAUCUCUAAAGGUUUUUUUAAAGAAUUAUUUAAAGCUGUAGUCCUAUAAAACCAUUGAAAACAAUUGCAAUCUAGUACCUUCUGGGUAUUUUAGACUUCAGCUGCUGUCUAUCUCAUUGAAAAAAGAAAACAACAAGAGGUUGUGUGUGAAAGUUGUAGUCCAUAGUAUCUAAAGGAUAUCAGUUGGUAUCUUUUGCUGUAUGAACAUUAAGUCCUUCUGAGCUUAAUGGAUUUCAGUCAAGAAAUGUACUGUAUAAGCUUGCGCAAUAAAUUUAGUUCAGUACGAUUCCUUUUUUUUUUCUUUCAUUUUUUAACUUCCUUUAAAACAAAUAACUAGAGUAUUGCUUUCAGGUUCAUAUAUUUUGUAUUCUAUUCAACUUAUGUGUGUAUUAUUAAUUUAGCCACCGUUCCAAAUUUUUAGUGCAUAUAUCAUAUUCAGUGUUGAAGAUCCCCAUUAUAGUUUCUCUACUUCAGUUCUAGGAGAGUAUCAUCUGUGCUAUUAAAAAGUCAAAGAGCAUAAGGAACUGAAAAUAAAUUUAUGCAAUAAGUGUAUAUUUUUGAAUACUUUUAUUUAAAUGGAAUUUUAAGUGCAGAACCUUUCUGUCACUGUUACUUACAGUUGUCAUAGAACUAUACAUUUUACAAAUUGUCCCUCCCAAAAUUAUUCAGCAUAUUAUACCAAUAACCAUUUCAUAAGUGUUUAAGUUUUUACUAUAGAACAUCUUUAAUUUUUAUUUAUUUAUAGGCCACCCAAAGUUGUUUAGGAGUUGGAUCGCCUAUACAUUAAGUAAAAUAAGUAAAUGUUAAAUAGUAAAAUAAGCGCCAACCACAUAAUUAUAGUAUUACUUGAAUAAGCCUCUUUCCUAACCAAGUUCCUUCCAGAUAUUUAAAAGUUUUAGAUUCUUAACAGUCCUUGAUGUAUGGGGGUUCUAAGCUAGCGUAUAUGGAAGGCAUUGAAGUAGGCAGGAUUGUAGCUGAAUAGGAAUGGAAGUCAUAUGUUGUAUAUACUUCCUGAAUCUCUAUGCCCUACAGAAAACAUCCAAAUGACAAAAGAUUAGCUCAAUAGAUUGAGAAAUACCUAAUAUUUUUUUAAUAUGUUAUGAAUACAACUCUACAAAUUUUCCUUUCCUAUAGGUUAUUUUAUUAUGCUAGAACACUGCCCACACCCAAAUCUUGGCUGUCAAAACUUAAUUUUAAAAGAUUGCAUUGAAAAUUUGGUCACCUCUUU